Messenger RNA from Mobula hypostoma (lesser devil ray), 4984 nucleotides. It is a transcript of the gene mul1, whose product is annotated as mitochondrial E3 ubiquitin protein ligase 1b. The transcript has 4 exons. Lineage: Eukaryota; Metazoa; Chordata; Chondrichthyes; Myliobatiformes; Myliobatidae. Gene Ontology annotation, cellular component: mitochondrion. Gene Ontology annotation, biological process: organelle organization; protein ubiquitination. The record is from RefSeq and is a predicted model, not a curated record. Gene Ontology annotation, molecular function: ubiquitin-protein transferase activity. Bases 22 to 1062 code for a protein of 346 amino acids.
GAAGUGGCGGAGAGUGGGGCGAUGGCGGUGCUGUUGGGUCUCGGAGUGGUGGCCACGGCCGGGACCGGGACCGCGUUUUGUUACUGGAGGCUCCGCCAGGCCCGCACCGCCGCCCGCCACCUGCAGGAAGCACCAAGAUUUCCAUUGGAUCAAGACCUCAAGUCUGUUCUGUUAAACGCACCAGGGAAAUGCCUUCCGUACGCUGUGGUAGAAGGUUUGGUUACCCCUGUCAAUGAGAUUUUGAACAGCCAGUUUGUGGACGGUUGCAGAGGGGUAAUACAUCGGUUGGUUUUAAAAGAGCACAAUGCAGUGUGGAAUCGGACUACGCACCUUUGGAAUGACUGUGAAAAGAUUCUACAUCAAAGGACUAACACUGUACCCUUUGACCUUCUGACUGAUGGCAACUUUGGUGUAUCAGUGAGGGUGAUGAAACCCUUGGCAUCAUCCGAACUGGACCUGGAAACCGUGUACAAGAAGUUCCACCCUGUAGUGCAGACGCUCCCUAACAUCAUCGUUCAUUAUAUUAGCGGUGAGCGACCGAAGGGGAUCACAGAGAUGGAACAAAUGCUCAAAGUUGGCGAUGUAGUAACAGGAGUUGGUGAACUUGUUUUGGACAAUAAUCUUAUAAAACUUCAGCCUCCUAAGCAAGGGCUUCAGUACUUCAUCUGCAGACUCAAUUUUCAGUCUCUCGUUGAGAAGCACAAGGCCAAGGUAACGCAGUGGAAAGUCUUGACUAUUGUGUUUGGAAUUGUAACAUGUGCUGCUCUAUCAUAUACAUUGUGGCGGCAGUAUAAACAGCACAAGAUGAAAGAGGAGCAGACGAGGGAGGAGGAAGAGAAGCUGGCAAUGAAGAAACGACGCAUCCAGGAACUGGGCUUGACGGAAGGAGAGGUCCCUCAAAGUGCAUGUGCCAGCUGCCUGAUCAGGGAGCGGAACUGUGUCUUUCUGAAAUGUGGACACAUUUGUUCCUGCCAUGAAUGCUAUAAGGCUCAACUCGUUCCCAAAAUAUGCCCCAUCUGUAAAGAUCCUGUCUCCAGAGUAGUUCUGUUGUAUAAUAGCUAAAUAUUCACCACCCCAAUCUCUUCACCCAGCUAUGAAUGCCUCACAUUUGCUUUCCAACAGAAUAUAUAUUUAUUGAGAAUAAUGAUAACAGGUACCAACAGUGAUCGCACUACUACUAUUUGUAUUACUGGUAAUACAAGUGCCACUGGCAGCUCGCAGUUAUCUCACAAUCUGGACAACACACCCAUCAGUCACACUGAACAAAAUCAACACUGUCGGUGUCACUUUAUAACCUAGCAAAGGCUUUGAUUGCCAUCUUGUGGAAGACUAGAGUAGAACAUCGAAAUUUGCUGGUUUGAAAUGUGAACAUCUUCGGUAUUCAUCAGUCCUGAUGAAGGUUUCGGCCUGAAAUGUCAGCUGUUUAUUCCCCUCCAUUGAUGCUGAGUUCCUCCAGUAUUUUGUGGUUAUUGCUCUGGAUUUUCAGUAUCUGCAGCAUUUCUUGUGCUCACUAUUUAAAUUGUGCUGCUUGCUCCGAUUGGAUUUAUGAUUAUAUAUCUAAUUACUUAAGAUGGAAAUAUGAAAAAUUUGUGGUGGUCUGUAGGCUUAGAUCCUCUUCUUCAGCCCUUUACCUCUUCAACCUAUCACCUCCCGGCAUCUUAUUUCAUUCCACCCUCCCCCUCUCCUGGUCUCACAAUCACCUGUAAGUUUGUUCCUCCUCCUCCUUAAUGUGGCAUCUUCCCCCAUCCUCUCCAGGACUAAUGAAGGGUUUUAGCCCAAAUUGUCGACUGUAUCUUCCCCUCCAUUUGAUGCUCAAAGUUCAAGGUAAUUAUCGAAGUACAUAUGUCACCAUAUCCAACCCUGAGAUUCAUUUUCUUGCGGGCAUACUCAAUAAAUCCAUAAUAGAAUAAUAAUCAUAACAGAAUCUAUGAAAGACUACACCAACUUUUGUGUUUGACCAGUGUGCUAAAGACAACAAAUUGUGCAAGUACAAAACGAAAGAAAUAAUAAUAAAUCAAUGAGCAAUACAUUUCAAGUUCCUUCAGCAUUUUGUGCUGAACAAUUUCAAGUUGUGAAGUAGGGCAAAAAUAAUCCACAGUGCUUUCUAGCAACACUGGAAUUAUUUCAUGCAUGAAUUAACUUUUUAAUGUGUAUGAAGCUGUCACAAUUUACUGGUCUGUGCAGAUGUGAACACAUCUGUACUGAUUUGCAGUAGUCUGAAGACAUUGCAAUGCUGUAUUCAGAAAGACUGCGAUCAGAUUGUGCCUUGAAUAUUUUCUCCUCUAGGUAAAAUCUUAUCAGAAUAUUUCAGUGCGGAACUUUAUCUGUGGCUGUGGUCUGAAGCCAUUGACACAGCGCUGAACUGACUGACUCGAUGGCUGUGGCCCCAGUCAUUGGCUCCUGGGCUGGUUUUACUCCCCUUGGCGCUUCAUGGCUGUGGACUCACUUUUGGGGACUCUACGGUUUGAUGUUUAAUGUUUUGUGUGUUAUUUGUUCCCUUGUUUUGUUGGUAUGAUUUGUUCAUUGAGGGUUUUCUUUAAGCAGCUUCUAUGGUGCUUCUUUGUUGUGUGGUUGUUGUGUGGCUGCAAGGGGACAGAUCUCAAGGUUGUAUACUGUAUCCAUACCUUGGUAACAAAUGUACUUUGGACCAGAAAACCAGAAGAGAUAGGAGCAGGAUUAGGCCAUUUGGCCCAUUGAGUGUGCGCCACCAUUUCAUCAUGACUGUUUUUCCUCUCGGCCCCUGUCUCCUGCCUUCUUCCUGUAUUCCUUCAUGCCCUGACCAAUCAACCACUGCCUCAAUGAUUUGGCCUCCACCAUCAACUGUGGCAAAUAAUUCCACAGAUUCACCACUUCUCAUCUCCAUUCUAUUCCUAUUCUGAUGCUGUGUACUGUGGAUUUAGACUCUCCCACUAUAAAAAACAUCCUCUCCACAUCCAUUCCAUCAAAGCCCUUCACCAUCUGAUAGGAUUUAAUGUGGUCACCUCUCAUUCUUCUGAAUUCUAGUAAAUACAGGCCCUGAGCCAUCAAACACUCUUCAUAUGACAAGCCAUUUAAUCCUGGAACCACACCCUUGAUCCUUGAAUUAUUCCAAAAUGUGCCAAAUACAAUAUACUUUACACCCCUCUGAUUCAAUCACCUUUUUAUUCUGAUCUGAAGAGCAUUUUUCCCCAGCACUGGCACCCAGUAGGGGUGGCACCCUGGCAUAGCAGUUAUUGCAUUGCUUUACAGUACCGGGGUUCAGUUCCUGCUGCUGUCUAAGGAGUUUGUACAUUCCCCCUGUGACUCUGUGGGUUUCCUCCCACAUUCCAACAAUGUAUGUUUCAAUGGUUCAAUUUAAUAUCUGAGAAUGUAUACAGUAUAUAUCCUGAAAUUACUCUUCACAGACAUCCACGAAACAGAAAAAUGGGUUAGGGUUAGUAAGUUGUGUGCAUGUGCUGUUGGUGCUGGAAACUUGGCAACACUUGUGGGCUGCCCCCAGCACAUCCUCAGACUGUUGGUCAAUGACGUAAAUGACACAUUUCAUGUUUUGAUGCAUAUGUGACAAAUAAAGCUAAUCUUUUUUUUCUUUAACUUUAAUAGCCCACCCAAAUGUAAAAAUGAAAUGCUGUGGAAGGACAUGGACAGUCAGCAAUUCAGGUCGAGACCCUUCAUCCCGAUUCUGACAGUAUGAUUUUUGCUUUAGAUUCCAGCCACUUCAAUCUCUGCUAUCUCCAUCCUACCCACGUAGCACUUUUUCCGAAAGCUUUUACACUUUAUUCUGCAUUGUUAUUGUUUUACAUCAUUCUAGCUGAAUGCACUGUGUAAUGAUCUGAUCAGCAGGAACAAGACAAGUUUUUCACUGCAUCUUGGCACAGGUGCCAAUAAUAAACUAAUACCAAGACAAUACAUCUUCAAGAGCUGGUGCUUCAAGAAGCCGGCAUCCAUCACUAAGGACCCUCACCAUCUGAAGCACGUCCUCUUCUCAUCAGGGAGGAGGUACAGGAGUCUGCAGACCCGCACUCAAAUUAUUCAUGAACAGCUUCUUCCCUGCCAUCAAAUUUCUGAAUGGUCCAUGAAUCCACAAAAAAACACUUCAUCAUUAACACUGAGAUGCUGGAAGUCCAAAGCAACACACACAAAAUGCUGGAGGAGCUCAGCAUGUUAGGCAGCAUCUAUGGAAAUAAAAAAAAGUUGAUGUUUCGGGCUGAGACCCUUCUUCAGGACCGGAAAGGAAAGGGGAAGACCACCUCAUCAUUCCUUUUUUAUGUGCACUGUUUUCAUCUUUGCACUGUACUGCUGCUUCAAAACAAAUUUCACGUCAGUCCUGAUGAAGGUCUUGGCCUGAAAUGUUUACUUUAUUUCCUUCCAUAGAUGUAGGUGGUGGCUUGGAGAGAUAUCUCUACCAAAGGAGGUGGAAGGUAUGGUGCUCCUUCCCUCCACUAAUCUUGGGCAAGGUGUAGUACCUGCUUAGCUUCCCCCCAACCCACCGGAUCAGGGUUAUGUGGAGCUUCAGGAGCAGUUGGUGCAUGUCGCAUCCUGGUUAUGUGACCACUGAUGCCAGGUAGACAAUCUCUGAAAAGUAUUGUCAUACUUUUUUUUUGGGGGGUGGGGGUCAUCUGUCUUAUAAAGACACUGCCCAGAAGAAGACAAUGACAAAGAAAGAAUUUGCCAAGGACAAUCAUGGUCAUGGAAAGACUAUGAUCAUCCAUGUCAUAUACCAUGGCACAUAAUGAACAUGUAAAUGCUGCUGACUUGCUGAGUUCCUCCAGCAUUUGUGUGUGUUGCUCAGGAUAUUUGGUGUUUGCAGAAUCUCUUGUGUUUUAAAUUUCCCAUCAUAUGUUAGUGAUAAUAAACCUAUUUCUGAUUCAUUCAGUGGGUGUAGACUUCACUUUACUUUUUAGAAGUACAGUAUGGCCACAGACCCUUCCAGGCCAGUGAACUGGCGCUGCCCAAUUUCACCUAUGUGACCAGUCAACCUACUAACUUAUGUGUCUUUGAAAUGUGG